Molecule: messenger RNA, 1967 nt
Organism: Cicer arietinum (chickpea)
Lineage: Eukaryota; Viridiplantae; Streptophyta; Magnoliopsida; Fabales; Fabaceae
Product: nucleoside diphosphate kinase III, chloroplastic/mitochondrial-like
Biological process (GO): CTP biosynthetic process; UTP biosynthetic process; GTP biosynthetic process
Molecular function (GO): nucleoside diphosphate kinase activity
Source: RefSeq, a predicted model, not a curated record
UUGGGAUAAAAAACAACGUGUUAGAGAAGUCAAUGACGACACGAAUGUAGAGGUUGGGGCUGGUGGUGAAGUGAAGAGGAUGGGUAAAAUUGUCUUUCUACGGUAACCGUAACAGAAACAAACUGAAAGAAUAUCGCUGCUGCUAUACCGAACAGAAAACUCGCGUCUUGGGCUUCGAGCCACUUUCUACUUCUACUUCUUCCCUGUCACACGGAUAAACCAUUCUCCACAUUUAUCAUUAGCAAAGAAAUUCAAUUUCAUGGAUGAUUGUCCUGCAAAAUUAAAAAUUAUCCCUGAUCAUUUUCAAAUUCCAACAACAUCAACUAUAGAAUCUACUAGUACUACUCAACAACCUGGAACUACUGAUCAUUCUUUAAGGUCCUCGCUCCACCUGUGGACUCGAAGAAAAUUUACGGCAAAUUUCAUGUUGAACUUGUUUACUCUACGAAGACUGUCAUGGAGGUCCGGUACCAGAGGUCAGGAAAAGGUUGAGCUUACAGCUGCAGAAGUAGAAUCACUUCGACAAGAGCUUGCUGAUUUAGAGGAGAGGGAAGCUCAUUUGAAAGCUCAGUUGGAACAUAUUGAUGAAGUUCUGCGGUCGGCUCGUUUAUCUGGCUAUUUACACAUUAGAACUAGAUGGGAAGCACUUCCGGGAGAACCCUCACCUAUAGAUGAUACUGAAGUAGAUGACUGGCUUCCCCGCUUUGUCGUUCUCCAUGGUGCAUGUAUAUUCUUAUAUUUGUUGUGUACAGAUAUAAGUCCUCAGGACUCAACCCUUCUAUCUGAUAUUGUUGAAGUAGAGAGAUUGCCGUGUUUUACGCGUGAAGGUGAUGAUAUUCACUACGCCUUUUAUAUUUUAACUCGCCAUGGGUUUCGCUACGAGUGCUCAAGCAAUUCUAUGAUGCAGGUGGACUCUUGGUUAUCAGCUUUACAAAGUUACAGCAAAUUAGAACCUGAUAGCAAAUCCGCUUCCAGAGCCGCGAGGUCCCUUCUCUCCGCUUCUUUUCACUCUCAUUUUAAUUGUUUUGAUAAGUUCUUCAUUAUUUUCACAGAAGGACGCGCCGUUGCGGCUGCUGCAGCAGUCUCAUCUAUCACAAAACUUCCAUUGUUUGCUUCAAAUUACGGAAGAACCGGUUCUGGAAAUGGAUCCACCGCUUCCUGGAUUUCGGGAGCUCUCGCUCUUCCCGCUGCAGCUUACAUGCUCCAAGAUCAGGAGGUGCAUGCUGCUGAGCUGGAACGCACUUUCAUUGCCAUUAAGCCUGAUGGAGUGCAGAGAGGAUUGAUUUCAGAGAUUAUAUCCCGUUUUGAGAGGAAAGGGUACAAGCUUGUUGGAAUCAAAGUAUUGACUCCUACAAAGGAAUUUGCCGCACAGCACUAUCACGACCUGAAAGAAAGACCCUUCUUCAAUGGAUUGUGUGACUUCCUAAGCUCUGGCCCUGUUGUUGCAAUGGUGUGGGAAGGACAAGGGGUUAUUACCUAUGGCCGGAAACUAAUUGGAGCCACAGAUCCACAGAAAUCUGAGCCUGGAACCAUUAGAGGCGAUCUGGCUGUUGUUGUUGGAAGAAAUAUAAUCCAUGGGAGCGAUGGACCAGAGACUGCAAAGGAUGAGAUUAAGUUGUGGUUUAAGCCAGAGGAAUUGGUUAGUUUCACAAGCAAUUCAGAGAAGUGGAUUUAUGGUGACAACUGAACUGAUUGAUAAUGUUCUUCGUACUCCCUUCUACAUGAUUGAGUUUUUUCGGAUGAAUAAAUUAUUUGUCAGUAAACGGCAAUAUUUGAACAAUACAACAAGUCACCAAUAAGAGGUUUUGAGUAUAGUAAUGAUAGCAGUAGCAUAAUAGGAAUUGUAUUAAUUUCAUUAUCUCUUGUCUUCUUCAGUCGGGUGAAGACUGGCAAUUUCUUUGUUGGAUGUUUACCAAUUAGUGAAAACAGGUCAACAAUCAUGAUCAUUUUGUUAUUAUCCUAUGUAA